UCUAUUAAUUUUUAUUUGUUGUAUUCCGGAAUUGUGGGUUUAUUCCAUUUUCUCUUACUUUUCCCACAGAAGGAUGUGAAAAAGAAUGUGAACGUCGCAGCACAACACGUUUUGCUGCUGACAUCAAAGCCGGAAAAGUUAAAAACAAAAGAUGUGGCAACAGUCACAGAAAUUCUAAAUGAAGUCAUGAAUGAUCCUAAACUUUUGGAUGCCCCGGCUUCUAAAUACGCAGUUCAAACAUUCUGUCAGACACUGGAAGCGAACCGUUCUAUCAUUAAUGAUCUACAGAAAAACCUAACAAGCUUGACAAAAAAGCUUGAAAAUCUGACAGUUUCUAAUCGUAUAAAAGAAACGUGUCGACUAAUGGCCGUGGAAUCAACUCCAGACAAUUCAUCUGGCCAUGGACUAGUUUCUUAUGGAAAUACUGAGAAUAUUAGUACCGCACUUUUGACUAAAAAUGACGACAAUCUCAUGAGUGAUUCCAAUGCGGACACAUACAUCUACAUAUCGAAUGGCUUACCCAGGCCUGCCACUAGCUAUGGAUUUGUUGUCUACAGGGAUGCCUCACUCUUUCCAACUCCUAAGAAUAAAAAUAGUAUUAUGUUGAAGACGCAAGUAAUUUCAGGCAGUGUUUCUAAAUCCACUCGAGACGAUAAACUGCAUGUAACAGUAAAAUUAAAGAAACUGGAGCUAAAUGAAGGGUUUUAUUUCGACAAAUCUGAAUGUGUCAACUGGGAUUACAAUCAAGUAGAAUGGAGUACAAAUGGGUGCACUGCAAAUAACACCGACAAAUCAUAUUUUACAUGUAAUUGUAACCAUCUGACCAACUUUGCAGUUCUCAUGUCUGUUAAAAGUAGCACCAUGCAACACUUAGACAUCAUUUCAUAUAUUGGAUGUACAUUGUCCAUCCUCGCACUUCUGGCAACCAUUAUUGCACCAAUCCUAAUGAGGGACUACCGUAGAAGUGUGACUGGGAAACUGCAGAUAAACCUAUCCAUUGCUCUCCUGGGGGUGUACAUCGUCUUCCUAUCUGGGUCAAUAGAUACUGCCUGGGCAGAAGCAAAAGCUCAGAAAAGUAACGAAAAGAGAAAUGAAGGGAAACAACCAAGCAACUUCUGUACAGCAGCAACAUGGUUUUUACACUUCUUCCUUUUGGCUUCCUUUGCCUGGAUGUGUGUGCAGGGAAUCGCAUUGUAUAGUUCGUAUAAGCGCCUUAUUCAGCACAUGGAGAGUAGCUACUUUACAAGAGUGGCUACAGGUGUGGCUUGGGGUGUGCCAGCUCUUAUAGCAAUUAUAACAAUUGCUGCAACAUAUCCAAAUAAGUACAGACAAGAUAAAAUCUGCUGGCUGCAUGUUCCCACUGGGAAUAGCAAUUAUUUUAGUGGAGAGAAUGUACUUUUAUGGGCAUUCUUGCUUCCAAUCUCUGUGAUACUGCUACUGAACAUGGUGAUCUUGGCUUGAUCAUGUCCAAGAUGGUCUGCAACCCGAAAAGCUUGAAGUCAUACAAAGGCGCAUUUAAGAAAACGCUUCGGAGGAAUUUGGCCAUCGUAUUCGCAAACACAGUGAUGUUGGGCAUGUGCUGGCUCAUUGGGUACUUCAUGCUCAUUGAAGCUACAAAAGAAUUUUUCAGCACAAUUUUUUGUAUUGUAAAUUCUCUCCAGGUAAGGGAAACAAUCAGAUUUAUAGUGCAUAUUGCUCUAUAAAUUAUCUUCAUAUCUUCAUAGAAGUUAAAACAUAAGCACGCUAAAAAUACUCUCUCAGCCCCGGCAUUCAGUUGUCAGCUUCUUUUGACAUCAACAUGCAAGAUGCCACAUUUCUGCUGCUCUUUACCUGUCCGAGCAAACAGCACCUUACAGCUAUUACACUCAAAAUUACUCCCGCACAGCUUCCAUUGUUGAAAACCACUGGCUUUCAUUCUAACACAUUUAAAAUUGCACUGUGGAUUUCCACCAGAAGAUAACAUGAUGCCGCAAACAUGCUUCAGAAUCUGCAGAGCACUGAAUUUGGAGUUCAUGAGCUCCUGUUCCAUUUUGAAGGCCAGGAAAUGUUAGGCUGUUCUGAUACCAGGGCGGCACGGUUGCACAGUAGUAGAGUUGCUGCUUAACAGCGCUUGCGGGUUUGAUCCUGACUAUGGGUGUUGUCUGUACGGAGUGUAUACAUUCUCCCCUCGACUGUGUGGUUUUUCACUGAGAUCUUUGGUUCCUCCCACACUCCAAAGACAUACAGGUUUGUGGGUUAAUUGGCUUAGUAUAAUUGUAAAUUGUCCCUGGUGUGUAUAGAACAGUGUUAAGGCCCAGCGAUCAUUGGUCAGUGCGGACUCUGUGGGCUGGAGGGCCUGUUUCCACGCUGUAUCUCUAAACUAAACUAACUUUUACAAAUGUGUGGGAGUAAUGAGUAAUUUAAGAGCCAAUGCAUCCUUUAAGUCCAAAAUAAGUCUUGUAUUGAUUAAGAAAAUCUUGAGAUGAUGGUAAACUGUGUGUAUAUUGAUCCUGAGUCACGAUUGAAGGUAUGUGAAAACUGGGAUAAAACUAUAAUGUUUUGUAUAACUCUGACAACUUUACAGCAAAAUGUAUCUUUAUUAUUCCCGGUUUAAUUCCAGAAAAUGAACACUUGAACUUAUAUUUAUUAAAAUAGUUAAUCGUCAUUACAUUAGAAAAGCUUGUGUGACAUGUGUGAUUAAUUAUGAUAAACUACUAGUUUAAGAUUGCAUAAUCCCAAUGUCUUGAUGUUGUUUUGUAUUUUAGGGGGUGUUCAUCUUCCUCCUGUGCAUUAUGAAUGUGAAGAAUUUUAAAAACAGAAUGAAGCGACCACUGAGUAUAUUAAAAAAAGAAAAGUUGUCCAGCAUCUCAUUAGGCAGACUUAUCGUGAAAUGAACACAACUACUCAUAAUUUUUAUCGUUUGGAUAUAACAGUAGGAGUGCAUAGUUCACUUUCUCCUUUAAUUAUCCUUCGGGAUGUAUAACCAUCUUCCUUCAAUCUUAGUACAGAAUGAUAUCAGUGCAUUCAAGGCAAUGGUGUUCCACAUUGAGCAAUGUUGGGGUGAAACGCCAACACAGAAAACAAGGAUAAGGAGGAAACACAGGAAACCUGAAAUCAGGUUACCUUGGUCAAACUUCUCAAGUGUCAAUCUUCCAGGGUUAAUGCAAAUUUUUCCUACUGCUCACAAUCAGAUAUAACUCAAGAUAAAAAUCAUGAGGGUCCUAAAAUUAAAUAAAAGUACAUUAAAAAAAUAAUUAAAAAAUCAUAUUGUUGGGACAAGUUUGGAGGGAUAUGGACCAAAUGGUGGCAGUGUGGGACUAGUGUAGCUGGGGCACGUUGGCCGGCGUGGGCAAGUUGGGCCGAAGACUCUUUGAGUCUAUUAUUUUAUUUUUGAUUGGAAAAAUAUUUUUGUUUGGUGUGAGGUGGAAAGUGCAAGUGAAUAUGAAAGAGAGAUGUCCCUGGGGUAUCUGAUGGUGCAUUGGCUGGAAGCAUGUCAUCAGUUGAGCAGGUCUACAGAUAUAAAGUCAAUCGCAGUCCCGAACCCAGCCUUCUGGGCCAGUCCCACUUAGGCAACUUUUUAGGCGAGUGCACGAGACUCUGCCACAUGAUCGUCACAUGGUCACCACAUGUUCGCUGGUGAGUCUCCGCAGUCUGGGAACUAGUCAGUAUGGUCGCCGCAAAUUUUUCAACAUGGAGAAAAUCGAUAAUCCUGUAGUCGUAGGUGCAGUUGUAGUGGGGUCGCCUUGUAGUUAUAGAUAGUCGAGGUAAUCAUAGGUAGUUUUAGUUAAUCGCCUUUUCAUUGGCUCAUUGGGGGAAAAAAACAUAAGCUGGAGUUUUCACAACCACGGAUAACCGACCGUAAAUGUUAAAUGCCCGCCGAACUUCACAGCUGUGUAUCUCUGGAUUAUUAAAUGUUGGCUGGCUUCUUAAAAGUGUCUCCCCCUCUUAUCCACCCUCUUCUCCACCCUCUUUGAAAGGACUCACCGUACACUGUGCUAACCAUCUUAACCUUCCUGUUCAUCGCGGUGUGUGCCUGUAUCACCUUGGCUUUACACAGUGUGAAUUUCAGACAGCGCUCCCCCCGUUUGCCCUGGCCCCCGCCUUUGCAAUGUGUGUGCGUGUGCAUGUGCGUGUG
Leucoraja erinaceus (little skate) is the source of this 4114-nucleotide messenger RNA. RefSeq names its product adhesion G-protein coupled receptor G7-like. The record is from RefSeq and is a predicted model, not a curated record. Gene Ontology annotation, biological process: G protein-coupled receptor signaling pathway; cell surface receptor signaling pathway. The transcript is spliced from 11 exons. NCBI's taxonomy places the organism in Eukaryota, Metazoa, Chordata, Chondrichthyes, Rajiformes, Rajidae. Gene Ontology annotation, molecular function: G protein-coupled receptor activity. The coding region runs from base 187 to 1461 and encodes 424 amino acids. Gene Ontology annotation, cellular component: membrane.